ACUGAGCCGUUCAGCUGCCAACACUCACACAUCGCCUGCUGCCGCAGCCGCGCUGUUCGCGGACCCCGGGCGAGAGGGAAGGCGAGGGAAAGCCAGGCGCGGGAGAGGAGGCAGAAGACCGCUAGCAGGGGAAGGAAGACAGGAGGGGAGCGCAGGGAGAGGGAGAAGGAGCCCUCCUCCCCGCGGAGAGACGACUUCCCAUAUAGCUGGGGACAGAGGGAGAAGCUGGCGCUCAGAAACUGUGAGAGAAGCUUUCCAAGCAAGUUACUUAAUCCCCGCAGAGCGGCGGGAGGAGGGGACAGCAGCAAUCACCGAUUAUAACCAUUAUUCCCAACCCUUCAUCAUUUAACCCCCGGGCGGUUCAAUGCACUACUCCAAGCUCUUCCUAGUUUCCUCCUUGGGGUAACUUCGGAGGACGCGCCGCCGGUGCCGCCCGGAGGUGAGCAGAAGAGCCUCGGAAGAAGGAAGAAGUUUUGUGGGGGUUGCGUGCGGAGGAGGAGAAGAUGGGCUGGAAAAGCCGCUGCUGCUGGGGAGGCGGAGGCGGCGGGGACCUUCUCUGCCGGCUCACCCUGGUGCUGGGGUUUCUGCUGCCCGCCUGCAGGACGCGUCUGUACACCAACCACUGGGCUGUUCGGAUAACUGGGGGGCUCCCGGAGGCCAACAGGAUAGCUAGCAAAUACGGUUACGUCAAUAUAGGACAGAUUGGAACACUGAAAGAUUACUACCACUUCUACCAUAGUAAAACAAUUAAAAGGUCAGUUCUCUCAAGUAGAGGUACCCACAGCUUCAUUUCGAUGGAACCAAAGGUGGAGUGGAUACAACAGCAAGUGGUUAAAAGAAGGAUAAAGAGGGAUUAUAAACCUGGUGGUACCCAAUCCACUUAUUUCAAUGAUCCCAAGUGGCCAAGCAUGUGGUACAUGCACUGCAGCGAUAACACCCACCAUUGCCAGUCAGAUAUGAACAUAGUAGGUGCUUGGAAGAGAGGUUACACUGGAAAGAACGUUGUGGUCACCAUCCUGGAUGACGGCAUUGAAAGAAACCACCCAGAUUUGAUGCAGAAUUACGAUUCGCAGGCCAGUUUUGAUGUCAAUGGAAAUGAUUUUGACCCUAUGCCUCGAUAUGAUGCCAGCAAUGAGAACAAGCAUGGAACCCGUUGCGCUGGAGAGGUGGCAGCCACAGCAAACAACUCACACUGCACAGUAGGAAUCGCCUUUAAUGCCAAGAUUGGAGGUGUACGGAUGCUGGAUGGAGAUGUGACAGACAUGGUAGAAGCAAAGUCUCUAAGCCUUAAUCCCCAGCAUAUCCACAUCUACAGUGCCAGCUGGGGGCCUGAUGACGACGGUAAGACUGUGGAUGGACCUGCAUCUCUAGCACGUCAGGCCUUUGAGAAUGGCAUCAGAAUGGGACGAAGAGGCUUAGGUUCAGUCUUCGUUUGGGCAUCUGGCAAUGGUGGAAGGAGUCGUGACCACUGCUCCUGUGAUGGCUACACCAACAGCAUCUAUACUAUCUCCAUAAGCAGUACAGCUGAAAGUGGGAAGAAGCCAUGGUAUCUGGAAGAAUGUGCAUCCACACUAGCGACAACAUACAGCAGUGGAGAAUCCUAUGACAGGAAAAUUAUCACCACAGACCUGAGGCAGCGUUGCACAGACAGCCAUACUGGAACCUCAGCCUCUGCACCUAUGGCUGCAGGCAUCAUUGCACUGGCACUGGAAGCAAAUCCAUUUCUGACCUGGAGAGACAUACAGCAUAUUAUUGUCAGAACUUCACGUGCAGGACAUCUGAAUGCUAACGACUGGAAAACGAAUGCGGCUGGUUAUAAGGUGAGCCACCUCUAUGGAUUUGGACUGAUGGAUGCGGAAGCAAUGGUGAUAGAAGCAGAAAAGUGGACAACGGUCCCUCCACAGCAUGUGUGUGUGGAGAACACAGAUCGGCAAAUCAAAACAAUACGACCUGACAGCAUUGUCCGUUCAAUUUACAAAGCCACUGGCUGUUCAGAUAACCCUAACCACCAUGUGAUCUACUUGGAGCAUGUCGUUGUGCGCAUCACUAUUACUCACCCUCGACGUGGAGACUUGGCAAUUUACCUAACCUCUCCUUCUGGAACUAGGUCACAGCUCUUGGCCAACAGGCUAUUUGAUCAUUCCAUGGAAGGAUUCAAAAACUGGGAGUUUAUGACUACUCACUGCUGGAGUGAAAAAGCAGCAGGUGACUGGAUUUUGGAAAUCUGUGACACUCCAUCUCAGUUGAGAAAUUUCAAGACUCCAGGCAAAUUGAAAGAGUGGUCCUUGGUACUGUAUGGAACAUCAAUCCAGCCUUACUCACCAAGAAAUGAUUUUCCAAAAGUGGAAAGAGUGCGCUCUAGUCCAGUUGAAGACCCUACAGAAGAUUAUGGAACAGAUGACUAUUCAGGUCCCUGCAAUGCAGAAUGCAGUAAAGUAGGGUGUGAUGGGCCAGGACCAGAUCAUUGUACUGACUGUCUGCACUACUACUACAAAUCUAAGAACAACACGCGGAUCUGUGUUUCGACCUGCCCACCUGGUCACUACAACGCAGACAAGAAACGCUGUAAAAAAUGCUCACCCAACUGUGAAACCUGUGUUGGAGGCCAUAGUGACCAAUGCAUGACCUGUAAAUCUGGCUACUACCUGAAUGAAGUAACCAAUAGCUGUAUUACCAACUGCCCUGAUGGGUUUUACCUGGAUAAGAAUAAGAUUGUUUGCCGAAAAUGUAGUGAAGACUGUAAGACAUGUGUUGAAUACCAAAUCUGCACAGAAUGCAAACAUGGCCUAAGUUUGCAUGGCACUAAAUGUGCUAUCCGCUGUGAAGAAGGAAAAUACCAUAAUGGUAAAGAAUGUGAACCAUGUCACCGUUCCUGUGCAACAUGUGCAGGUGCUGGAGUAGAUGCCUGUAUAAACUGCACACAAGGUUAUUUUAUGGAAGAUGGAAGAUGUGUGCAGUCCUGUAGUAGUGGUUAUUAUCUUGAUCACUCUACUGAAAGUGGAUACAAAAGCUGUAAGAGAUGUGAUGCCAGCUGUUUGGAUUGCAGUGGUCAAGGAGACAGAAACUGUACAAGCUGUCCAAGCGGCUAUAACCUGGACACUGGUGUCUGCGUGGUGGGAACAGUCUGCAAGGAUGGAGAAUAUCUUGAUGAUUCCCAAAGAUGUCAGUUGUGUGAAGUAUCCUGUCAGAAGUGCAUCGGACCUGAGCCAGACAACUGCAUCAGCUGCCCGCUCACAAGAGUCUUUGAUGAUGGCCGCUGCAUUAUGCAGUGCCCCAGAGGAAAGUUUGAAUUCAAAGGACAAUGUCAUUUGUGCCAUCAUACCUGCCUGGACUGCAGCGGAAGUGAACCUAACAAAUGUACCACUUGUGGGACAGAUAGAAGAGGGAUCGAACGUUUCCUGUAUCACGGGGAGUGCAGAGAGAGCUGUCCUUCAGGUCACUACCAUUCAGAUCAUAUCUGCAUGGCUUGCUUUAGCCACUGUGAGGUAUGCCUGAACUCCAGUUACUGCAAAAGAUGUUUCAGAGGCUACUACCUUACUCAAAAUAUAUGUCAGAAGCAUAGCUGUAAAGGAGGUGAGGUGGAAGAUCCUGACUCUGAAGAUUGCAUACCUUGUUCAGAUGGAUGCCAGAAAUGCAAAUUAGAUGACCCAAGAAUCUGUAUAAAAUGCAUUCAGAACUAUUAUAUGUAUAAGCAGCAUUGCUAUAAAUACUGCCCAGAAAAUACCUACAGAGAUGAAAGUUCUCUGCAGUGUAGAGAAUGUCCUAGCGAAUGUGAUAGCUGUGACAAGGGCACAUGUGACUCGUGUAAGGAAGGCUUUUAUCUCUUAGGUGGCACAUGUGUGAGUGUGUGUGGGAAUGGCUUCUUCGCUGAUGACAUCUCCAGAGAAUGUGAACCUUGCCACCGGAGCUGUGCAAUGUGUGUUGGAUACAGCUAUGAGAACUGUACUGGGUGCAGAAACAGUUUCCAGCUUUCUCAUGGGCAAUGUCUGAGUCCAAGAAAUUCUCCACCCCGUGGGAAGUUCUGGAGUGAUGCAAAAAAAAUAUUGCAGUCCUGUGGCCCUUCAUGCAGGACUUGUGAGAAAUCUGCUGACAUAUGUACUUCAUGUCCAGAAGGAAAAUUUCUUACCCAUGAUACCUGUGUUUCUCUGUGCCCUCAAAAAACUUUCGGCAAUGUUCUAAGUGGAAAGUGCGAAAUGUGCAUGGAUGGCUGUGAAGUGUGCUCCAACUACUGGCACUGUCAGAAGUGUCAGGCUGAAGAGGAACAAACACUUUUCCUCCAUGAAGGCAGAUGUUUACAGGAAUGCCCUGAGGGAUAUUUUAAUGAUUCUGAGACUUGCAAGGAAUGCAGUGGAUCCUGUAAGACAUGCAUGGGAACUGCAACUAAAUGCCUGUCCUGUAGAAGUCCCUUGCUUCUGGAGCAGUGGGAAUGUAAACCUACCUGUUCAGAGAAGCAUUUUGUCUCUGAAGGAACCUGCAAACACUGUCCUGAAAUGUGUCUGGAGUGCAUUCACAACGAAAUAUGCAAAGAGUGCAUGGAUGACUUUUUCCUGCAUGAGGGGAAGUGUGUACAGGAUUGCCCUUCUCAUUUCUAUGCUGAAGACAAGCACUGCUUUCCCUGCCAUGCAGACUGCAAGGACUGUGAUGGGCCCGACCCAGAUGACUGCACUGAGUGUGCCAUCAGCUACUUUGUUCUCUACAGCGGGACAUGUUUUGAAGAGUGUCCUGAAGGGACAUACUAUGAAGAAGCCAGUAAAGACUGUCAAGCAUGCAACUGGACAUGCCAGACUUGCUCUUCUUCCGUUGCUUGCCUUACCUGCAGAAAUGGCCUAAUGCUGAACCAUGAUGGGCACUGUGUGCCAUUUGGAUACUGCUCUAGCACUGAGUACUAUGUUGAGAAAACUCAGACCUGCAAGCCCUGUCACAAGAAAUGCUUCCACUGCUCUGGACCCACUAAACACCAGUGUCUUAGCUGUGCCAAUAACCACUAUCUUCUUAAUACAACCUGUGUUGAAACAUGCCCAGACGGGUAUUAUGUUGACAGUGAUGAGGGACAGUGUUCCCCAUGCCACAGCACCUGUGUCACUUGCACUGGAAAACACAGCUCACAGUGCCUUUCCUGCAAACCAGGCUGGUACAGACAAGGAAAAGGAUGUGUAAACCAGUGUCCAGCAGGGUAUUUUGCACAAAACUCCACUGGAUCAUGUCAGAGAUGCCACAAAGGUUGUAAGGAGUGCAUGGGGCCUCAACCCACAGACUGCCUUUUCUGUGACACAUAUUUCUACCUGUUGCGCUCCAAGAAUGAAUGCAUUAGCUCUUGUCCUGAGUACUACUAUGAAAACAAGGACAACAAUAUCUGUGAAAGAUGUCACCCUUCCUGCCAAACUUGUGAAGGGAAGGGAGCAUUCAGCUGCACAUCUUGUGUAUGGAGUCACAGUUUAUCAGGUGGAAUGUGUAACUCAGACUGUAUUGUAGGUGAAUACAAAGUCCAGGAGGCACCAGAACAAGAGGUACCUUUUUGUAGACAUUUUCUCCUGCUGCUUGUAUGCUGAACUUUAACUUCUGAACACAACACAAACACCACAGAAUUCUCUUAUCUGAGUUUUCAAGGCUGGUUAUCUUUAAAUGCAUUUAUUUCAUUGUUUUUUUGGCAGAGGAAGCGCUGUUUUUUUCUUUCUGGGGUUGCCUACUAUAGAGUAAUCCUCUAUCAUUAAAUACGAAGGCACAACAUUGUCAGUGAUAACAUCAAAGCCAUGUGAACAAAAUCAACUAUAUUAGUAAUACAGCAUUUAUUUUUUUUUCUUCCAGUAUAACUGAGAUUUCCCUGUGGAUUUCUCCUGCUUUGUCUGUAAGACAUCACAUUGCAUUCCAGAUUGACAGUUCUGCUGGCAGAAACCUCUAGUUGAGGGAGAGACUAAAGUUAACAGAGCUGGAUAUGUAGUAGAGUAGAACCACAAUUAGGUUUGGGUCUGUGCCACAAGUCUGGGCAUUCUAGCUUCCAGAUUUCCACACCAACUACCUUCCAAAGAUGUUUAUUCAAGAAUAUAGCAGCAGCAAGGCAAGCCAGCUGGCUUGAGAUGCUGCAUACCCAGGAGUCUCUGGCCUGGAAUAUCCCCUUAGCAGUACUGCUUCAUAACUGAGACCUUGGGAAAACAGCCUACAAGAUGGGGACCACAGAGGUGCACACUUCUUUGCAAGAGCUUUGACUCUGAGAAACCGGACCUCCUCAUGGACCCACUAUGACCCUCCCAUCUUGCCCAGAUCGUUUGUUUAAGGACAAGCAGCCUCACAGGUCUCACAGCAAGUUUGAUGAAAGGUUACUGGAGUUUCGAGAUCCUCACAGUGGAUAUGGAGUCCUGGUCCCAUGUCAGAAAAAGAGCAAUUUUUUCCCCAAUAGACCAGGAACUGCAAACACUGAAAUACCAGAGCUCAGAGUAUUCUGCAAGGUAGAGAUGACAAUGCUGAUCUCUGGUGGUCUCUGUACACAUAAGCUUUUAGGAGCCUAUCUGGAAUUUGAGUAUU
Molecule: messenger RNA, 6519 nt
Organism: Neopsephotus bourkii (Bourke's parrot)
Lineage: Eukaryota; Metazoa; Chordata; Aves; Psittaciformes; Psittacidae
Gene: PCSK5
Product: proprotein convertase subtilisin/kexin type 5
Exons: 35
Coding region: 504-5549 (1681 amino acids)
Biological process (GO): peptide hormone processing
Cellular component (GO): trans-Golgi network; Golgi membrane
Molecular function (GO): serine-type endopeptidase activity
Source: RefSeq, a predicted model, not a curated record